AUGUCGAAUGGUAAUGAGGAAUAUGGUACAGACUCAUCUUCGGAUUACACCGAAUACUGGAUCGAUUUGUUCUUAGGUAUUAAGGGAAAUGAGUACUACUGUGAUAUUGAUGAUGAAUACAUUAGGGAUAGAUUUAAUUUGACCGGCUUGAACCAAGAAGUCAGUAGAGUGCCCACGUUGAUAGAUAUAAUAACGGAUAGUAUUGACAUAGAACUGCAGCCCGAAGAGCACAGGGAAGUUUUGGAACAUAAUUCUCGUAUCCUUUAUGGAUUGAUACAUGCCAGGUUCAUCUUGACCUCCAGGGGGUUGAACAAGAUGUUUGAAAAGUACAGAAAUGGUGAUUUUGGCUACUGUCCAAGGUUCCAUUGCCUGUUGCACCCUUUGUUACCAAUUGGGUUGCACGAUCAACCAAGAUUCGCUUCGGUCAAACUAUACUGUGCCAAGUGUGAAGAUUUGUAUAACCCAAAGUCAGGUAGGCAUGCAGUUGUUGACGGAGCUUACUUUGGUACAUCGUUCCCAGCGAUGUUCUUCCAGACUUUCCCACAAGUAAUCCCAAUACAUACCAAGGAUACAUACGUACCCAAGGUGUUUGGCUUCAAAUUGCAUGACUACUCUAAGCUUAAUAGAUGGCGAGAACUCCAGAGGGGGAAGUUGGAGAAGAGGUUGGUAAAACAGGGGAUCGAAAUCAAUAACGUCGUAGGGGGAUUCGUUGGCAAGAAUGAAGAAGAGGUUGAGGUUAAGAAGUAA
Molecule: messenger RNA, 747 nt
Organism: Dujonia railenensis
Lineage: Eukaryota; Fungi; Ascomycota; Pichiomycetes; Serinales; Debaryomycetaceae
Source: the annotation of a GenBank genome assembly